This is a messenger RNA of Coregonus sp. 'balchen', 30649 nucleotides long. NCBI's taxonomy places the organism in Eukaryota, Metazoa, Chordata, Actinopteri, Salmoniformes, Salmonidae. The record is from the annotation of a GenBank genome assembly.
AUGGAGACAAGUUGUUUCUUUGAUAUCGACAAUGAGUCGGCGUCAAUUGUAGGUGAUUCUGAAGGAGAAGAAGAAAAAAAUAUUUACCUGGACAGGUUUGGACACUUUUAGCUAGGUAGCUAGCUACCGACACUUCUAGCUAGCUAGCUAACGUUAGUUAGAUAACUUCUAGCAAACCCAGUUCUCCGGUUGUCGCUAGUUACCACAGCCACAAAGUCAUAAUUGGCAACAUAUAAAAAUCCAUGAACAUAAAAUAGUUUUUUGUAUAAGGUUAGCAGUAUGGUUAAUGUUAGGUUUAAAAUCAGAUUUUAAGAAAAUAAAUAGUAGAACUAGGCGGGAUUUAGCCAUAAUUAUGACCUUGUGGCUGUGUUAACUAAUGACGACCCAGUUCUCCAGCCGAAUUUAAAUUUUUCGUGGAUGAAAUAGCUGACUAAAGUAUUUUUAUGAAAUGUGUUCUCUUGUGCCAAAGUGAUCUGCUGUGGGACUGCUAGGUCGACUAUGUCUGGUUAGUAGCUAGCUACCAUUUAGGUAGCUAACAUUAGUUACUUUCUUCAUUUUGUUUUUUACAGAUUGAUGCUUGCAGAUUUGUUAGACUCGCCAUACACACGUAAUUUGUCCACACCACUCACCAUCAAUGGCUGUACAGACGGUAAGUUGGCCCUUCCAGCAAGGGUUCGGGCUACCUUGAGAAAUAAAGCAAAUUUGAACAAACUGCCAUAUCUUUGACACCUUUCACCGUUUCUGAUGUGAUACCAUGCCUGUCCGCUAGGGUUUUCUCCUCAGAUAGCGAUGUUGACUUGUAGACGUUUGGAUGGCAUGGACCAAGUGCGUCUCACACCUGAGAAGGUAGCUUGUGCAACAGUAGCUCUCAAAACCCCUUUUUCUCUUGGGUUUUCUGAGGUGACAUUCGCCCACGGUUGGCUCCAUGUGAACUACAAUUCAGAUGCUGUGUUUUAAACAUUUUGAAACGUCAAUCAUCGCUUUCAAACAGGUUUUUGAAACAUAUGGUGAUAUGCCCCUCUUUCAUUUUGGCGAAAAAUAAUCUUUCAAAUAAAACACAUGCACUUACUGUAGCAAUUUUGCACAGAUCCACAAGCUGUGUGUGCCUCCAGUUGACGAACUACACUUUCUCCCCAGCUAGCUUACACACGUGUUCGGAGCACGCUAGUGUGGGAACCCUAACCCUAUAUAAAAAUGUGUUGUAAUUUAACCUUUUGUUUUUUGAAAAUUAUUUCUCGCUGAUAUUAAAGAUACGUUCAUUAUGUUUCCAAAACCAUACCGCAAGCGUUGCGUUUUAACGAUCAGAACAAGGGUCUUUGAUCUUAAUAAAAUCCCCCGACCAGAAUAUACUAUUGUAAAUAGGCACUAAAGCAGUUCCUGUCUAUAACCACGUUUCCAUCCACAGUUUUUAUGUGAGUAAAGUCAUACCGUAUAAUAAAAUAAUCACGACAGAUGUGAAGGAAACAGGAAGUUUCGGUACAAUUUUAUAAAUGGCAACAGAUAAUUUGUUUGUUCGACAUGGUAACUUUGUGUCAGCAAAAUAAAUGAUGGGCAAAUUGCCUGUGGAAAUGCCUUUAAGCGCAAACAUUGAUAUAAUAACCAUCAUAUCCACGCGCAAACAUUGAUAUAAUAACCAUCAUAUCGAAGUAAACUUGGAGUCACGCGAUGAUAUGGUGUGUGGUCCUCCCACUACAACUCGGGAAAGCAUGCAGUUUAUUAGGCUACAGAUGAAAUAAGUUAUGAUGAAUUUCACAGGGUGGUGAAAGUGCACAGUGAUGAGCUUGAUGCUCCUUUCCAAUAAAUAUCAAGGGUCUUAUUCUGGUGACAUGAUGGUCGAUGGCAGCCGAUUGACAAAUACAAAUUUGAAAAUAAAGCUAUUUUCUCCAUGAUAAUCUCAUCAUGUAUUGGCUAUACCCGCACUGUAUCUGCGAGUGGUUGGCUAGUGCGCACGUGCCAAUAACAGAGUGGGCACAUUUGCUAUAUAACGCACAUUUUUUUGGUAACAAAACCAUCAGUAGAGUUGAAAAUGCGAUGGAAACCCAUUUAACUUGUAGUUUUUUAUUCAGUACAUGGGAAUUUAAUCGUACGUCAUAACGCACAGACUUUUAUCCGCAAAAGUAAAUUUGAUGGAAACAUCUCUGGUGGAAAAAUUGGCAUAUUUUAUUUAUGCGGAUUCUAGACUUAUUCGCAUUAAAAUCUGUCGCCAAUUGGAUGGAAACCUAGGAAGUGAAUGGGUUAGUGCAGCAGUAGUGUUUUACACAAAAUAAAGUCCUAGUUUACAUGUUCUGUCACUCUUUUUUUCAACAACUAUUUAUCGGAUUAGAAUGUGUUUUGACAAUUUUUUUCCUUCUGCAGAUCCAAUCCCCAUAUUUGUCAAGGUGUGUAUAAUCCAUUUAGCUAUAUCAUAUCAAGUUUUAGUUAUCAGUGCAUGUUUAUGGUUAACUGUGUAACGUUAGACUUAUCUAAUCAUGAGUAAAAUACCAUUCUACUUCUCUGUUGAUUACUUACUAAUUUCCUCCCCUUUUCAACGCUAGGAGUUCUGGGAAUCCAGAUGACGAGAAAGGAAUGGAUAGUAUUAUCGCUCAAGGACAUGAUGGAGGUGUGUGUGUGUGUAUGAGUAUGAGUUUUCAAGGCCGCAUUGCUAGCUGGCAUUUGACAGAUUACACUCUGAAUGUAUGCCUGCCCUAUCUAGCUAGUCCCACUGACGACUAUUAAUGAUGGUAGUUUAUCACCAGUUGUAGAGUGAAGCAACUGCUUUGGUGGCACUUAACCCAAUUUAUGCAUCCCAAAUGGUACCCUAUUCCCUAUGUAGUACACUCAUUUUCUGAUCCACACCCAUACUUUGUUUUAAAGCUAUCUGUGACCAACAGAUGCAUAUCUGUAUUCCCAGUCAUGAGUUUGCUAUCAUUUAUUUCUGCCAGUAUGCUAUUUUUCCGCUGUAUUGUACAUCACAGAUUAAUACUGUUAAGGCUAACAACACCUAUUUACCAGCGUAUGUUGUUUUUUAAUUUAUGCUUUACAGAAGACAGUAAGGGGAUGAAAGAAGAAGACUCCUCCGAGGGGUCAGUGUCCCAUUCACACAGGGAGGGUACACAGCGGACCCUCGGGGACGUAAUCCCAAAACUUUCCCGGGGUGGUGGUGAUUGUGACCUCUCACAGAAGGAGACAGGUGCAGAGCCCAAGAGACAGACCAGGCUGACUGACAGUCAGACACAGGGGAGUAAACAGACCAGACCAAUGGAGGGAAGCAGACCAACCAGGCAGACCAGAGGGACCAGACAGAAUGACAACCAGGCACAGGAGAACCAACCGGUAAAGGGAGGGAACAUCCUCAACACUUUCCUUUUGCGUAAAAAUAGUGCACGGGUAGACGGAGUGCCAAUCUGUUUGUGAUGUCAUGCCAAAGAGUGACAAGGAGAUUGCAUGACAGCACAAACAGUGAAAGGGUGCUUGAAGUCAACAGUAAACAAAGACUUCAAUUGCAACUACAUUAAGUGAUUGCUGGUCCCCUGUUUUCAGUCCAGACAGAGCAGGGGCAACAACAGACAGAAUCAGGAGACCAGUAGACAGUCAAAGGGAACACCAUAGAGAUCCUAUUCAAUUAGGAUCUAAUUCUGUGGGGAACAUGCUCAACUCUCUCCACUUCCAUAAAAACAGUGAAAGGAGGCUUGGAAGUCAACAGUGAACAAACAAAGACUUCAAUAGCCAUUACAUCAAAUGAUUGCUGGUACACUUUUUUCAUUGUUAGGAGAACAGACAGACCAGGCAGAGUGACAGUCAGAGCCAGGAGACCAGCAGACCAACCAGGCAGACUGACAGACAGAAGCAGGAGACCAGCGGACCAUCCAGACAGACCAGGCUGACUGACAGCCAGAAGCAGGAGACCAGUGAACCAACCAGACAGACCAGGCAGACUGACAGACAGAAGCAGGAGACCAGCGGACCAUCCAGACAGACCAGGCAGAGUGACAGCCAGAAGCAGGAGACCAGUGAACCAACCAGACAGACCAGGCUGACUGACAGCCAGAAGCAGGAGACCAGCGGACCAACCAGACAGACCAGGCUGACUGACAGCCAGAAGCAGGAGACCAGCGGACCAACGAGAGAGACCAGGCAGACUGACAGCCAGAAGCAGGAGACCAGCGGACCAACGAGAGAGACCAGGCAGACUGACAGACAGAAGCAGGAGACCAGCGGACCAACGAGAGAGACCAGGCUGACUGACAGCCAGAAGCAGGAGACCAGUGAACCAACCAGACAGACCAGGCAGAGUGACAGCCAGAACAGGCCAGGGACACUGAGAGGUAGGCUUACUAACACUCAGCACUGAGCAUAGGAUAAUAUUCACAUGUAUCUGAGUGUCACAUGAAUGUCGUAUUGAGACAAUUCAAACAAGGCAACAGUAAACAUGCCAUCCUACACCAAUGAUGCAGCGCCCCCCUUGGGCCAAUCAGUAUAAUUUUGUAAAUGCUGGAUCUCUAUGGCAAGACGCAUCAUUCACUCAAGUGUCCUGAAAUUCGGGCCAGUGGUGUCUGAGAUAUCGCGUGGGUUAGCUAGACUCAUAUCCCUGAGCAUGUUUGCCAAAUUUCAUCACUCUUGAGUCAAAAAUGUCAAGAGAUACAGUGGGGAGAACAAGUAUUUGAUACACUGCCGAUUUUUCAGGUUUUCCUACUUACAAAGCAUGUAGAGGUCUGUAAUUUUUAUCAUAGGUACACUUCAACUGUGAGAGACGGAAUCUAAAACAAAAAUCCAGAAAAUCACAUUGUAUGAUUUUUAAGUAAUUCAUUUGCAUUUUAUUGCAUGACAUAGGUAUUUGAUCACCUACCAACCAGUAAGAAUUCCGGCUCUCACAGACCAUUAAGAAGCCCUCCUGUUCUCCACUCGUUACCUGUAUUAACUGCACCUGUUUGAACUUGUUACCUGUAUAAAAGACACCUGUCCACACACUCAAUCAAACAGACUCCAACCUCUCCACAAUGGCCAAGACCAGAGAGCUGUGUAAGGACAUCUGGGAUAAAAUUGUAGACCUGGACAAGGCUGGGAUGGGCUACAGGACAAUAAGCAAGCAGCUUGGUGAGAAGGCAACAACUGUUGGCGCAAUUAUUAGAAAAUGGAAGAAGUUCAAGAUGACGGUCAAUCACCCUCGGUCUGGGGCUCCAUGCAAGAUCUCACCUCGUGGGGCAUCAAUGAUCAUGAGGAAGGUGAGGGAUCAACCCAGAACUACACGGCAGGACCUGGUCAAUGACCUGAAGAGAGCUGGGACCACAGUCUCAAAGAAAACCAUUAGUAACACACUACGCCGUCAUGGAUUAAAAUACUGCAGCGCACGCAAGGUCCCCCUGCUCAAGCCAGCGCAUGUCCAGGCCCGUCUGAAGUUUGCCAAUGACCAUCUGGAUGAUCCAGAGGAGGAAUGUAAGAAGGUCAUGUGGUCUGAUGAGACAAAAAUAGAGCUUUUUGGUCUAAACUCCACUCGCCGUGUUUGGAGGAAGAAGAAGGAUGAGUACAACCCCAAGAACACCAUCCCAACCGUGAAGCAUGGAGGUGGAAACAUAAUUCUUUGGGGAUGCUUUUCUGCAAAGUUACAGGAUGACUGCACUGUAUUGAGGGGAGGAUGGAUGGGGCCAUGUAUCGCGAGAUCUUGGCCAACAACCUCCUCUCAGUAAGAGCAUUGAAGAUGGGUCGUGGCUGGGUCUUCCAGCAUGACAACGACCCGAAACACACAGCCAGGGCAACUAAGGAGUGGCUCCGUAAGAAGCAUCUCAAGGUCCUGGAGUGGCCUAGCCAGUCUCCAGACCUGAACCCAAUAGAACAUCUUUGGAGGGAGCUGAAAGUCCGUAUUGCCCAGCGACAGCCCCGAAACCUGAAGGAUCUGGAGAAGGUCUGUAUGGAGGAGUGGGCCAAAAUCCCUGCUGCAGUGUGUGCAAACCUGGUCAAGACCUACAGGAAACGUAUGAUCUCUGUAAUUGCAAACAAAGGUUUCUGUACCAAAUAUUAAGCUCUGCUUUUCUGAUGUAUCAAAUACUUAUGUCAUGCAAUAAAAUGCAAAUUAAUUACUUAAAAAUCAUACAAUGUGAUUUUCUGGAUUUCUGCAGUGUAUCAAAUACUUGUUCUCCCCACUGUAUAAACAUGUGCCUGUUAAAGCGCCACCGUGUGGUUGAUAUGAAUGUUCUUGCAUAUUUUGAGUCUUGACAGGGUUUGCAACGUGUACCAAAAUGUGUUACAAUACGAAUAUCCUUGACUGAAUUAUAUGCUUUUAUGUGCCAGACCACGCCCACAUUAAUGUUUAUUGGUCAGUAGCAGCCAUGUUGUUUUAGGUACUUGUCUGGAAAGUAUUGCAUUGAGAGACCUUUGUCCAUAGAUGUCACAUAUCAAGUUUCGUGCAGAUCGGUCAUUCGGUGCCAGAAUAAAUCAAUGACAUUUAUUUAUAAAGCCCUUUUUACAUCAGCAGUUGUCACAAAGUGCUUAUACAGAAACCCAGCCUAAAACCCAAAAGAGCAAGCAAUGCAGAUGUAGAAGCAAAGUGGCUAGGAAAAACUCCCUAGAAAGGCAGGAACCUUAGAUGAAACCUAGAGAGGAAACAGGCUCUGAGGGGUGGCCAGUCCCCUUCUGGCUGUGCCGGGUAGAGAUUAUACGAGUACAUGGCCAUUAAGGCCAGAUCGUUCUUCAAGAUGUUCAAACGUUCAUAGAUGACCAGCAGGGUCAAAUAAUAAUCAUAGUGGUUAUAGAGGGUGCAACAGGUCAGCACCUCAAGAGUAAAUGUCAGUUUCCUUUUCAUAGCCGAGCAUUCAGAGGUCAAGACAGCAGGUGAGGGAGAGAAAGGGAGAGAGAGAGGGUCGAAACAGGAGGUCUGGGACAAGGUAGCACGACCGGUGAACAGAUCAGGGUUCCAUAGCAACAGGCAGAACAGUAGUAACUGGAUCAGCAGCACGACCAGGUGGACUGGGGGCGGGGACAGCCAGGAGUCAUCAGGCAAGGUAGUCCUGAGGCGUGGUCCUAGGGCUCAGGUCCUCCCGGAGGGGAGGGAGGGAGAGGGAUAUCAACAGACCACUAACUUACUAUCCUGAGACAAGGCCAAGUAUAGCCAUGAAGAUCUCCCCCAUCGCACAAGCCCGAGGGUGCGCAAAACCGGACAGGAAGACCUCGUCAGUCACUCAACCCACUCAUGUCGAGUUUAGCGAAAAAAGCCUGGCCCGACGUGAUGCACCACUCAAAUGGACGGCAUGGGAGAGCGCAAGCAUGUGGUCAGAGGCAAAGAAUCCCAGUGGAGAGAGGGGAGCAGCAAGGGUGGUUCAUCACUCCAGUGACUUGCCGUUCACCUUCACACUGCUGGGCCAGACCACACUCAAUCAUAGGACCUACUGAAGAGAUGAGUCUUCAGUAAUGACUUAAAGGUUGAAACUUGAGUCUGCUUCUUUCACAUGGAUCAGCAGACCAUUCUAUGAAAAUGUUACUCUAUAGGAGAAAAACCUGCCUCCAGCUGUUUACUUAGAAAUUAUAGAGACAAUAAGGAGGCCUGCGUCUUGUGACCGUAGCGUAUGUGUAGGUAUGUACAGCAGGACCAAAUCGGAGAGAUAGGUAGGAGCAAGUCCAUGUAAUGCUUUAUAGGUUAGCAGUAAAACAUUGAAAUCAGUCCUAGCCUUAACAGGAAGCCAGUUAGAGGCUAGCGCUGGAGUAAUAUGAUAACAUUUUGGGGUUCUAGUUAAGGAUUCUAGCAGCCGUUUUUAGCACUAGCUGAAGUUUAUUUAGUGCCUUAUCCGGGUAGCUGGAGAAUUGAACAUUGCAGUAGUCUAAUCUUGAAGUGACAAAAGCAUGGAUUAGCUUUUCUGCAUCUUUUUUGGAACGAGAAUUUCAGAUUUUUGCAAUGUUACUAAGAUGGAAAAAAAGCGGCUCUUGAAUAUUUUUGAUAUGUUCGUCAAAAGAGAGAUCGGGGUCCAGAGUAACGCUGAGGUCCUUCACAGUUAUAUUUUAGACGACUGUACAACCAGGGUGGGAAAUUAACUUUUUGGUCCACCAGCCACUGUGGCAGGUAGAUUAAAAAAUCUACCAGCCACUCAGACUGUUGACCAACCACAUUUUUUGUUGUUGCCAUAAUUACACAAAAACAAGAAAUGUAUUACUAGUAAGAAGAAAUGUGGUAUAUUGCUCAAUUCAAUUUCAUUUUUGUGACCAGUCUUUUAACCAAUGUAUGUUCAAAAAAAUCAUUUAGAUACAAUAGUAAAAAGUAAAACAGAUAAACCGUUGUACAACUGAACAUCAAGAAUCAACAAAGUGCCUGCCCUGCCACAACAUUACAGCUUAUUUGUUAUUAUAGCUCAAGGCUCUAAUGCUGACAUGUUUUACAAGGAUUAAAAGUUGAUUACUCUUAAAUACUUAAAUAGAUUACUUAAAUAAAUUGAUAUUUAGGAGCACAUAUACUAUACACCCCUUCAAAUUGGUGGAUUUGGCUAUUUCAGCCACACCCGUUGCUGACAGGUGUAUAAAACCGUUCCAACAAGUCAGUUCGUCAAAUUUCUGCCUCCGCACACAAGCCUAAGAUCAACAUGCGCAAUGCCAAGCGUCGGCUGGAGUGGUGUAAAGCUUGCCGCCAUUGGACUCUGGAGCAGUGGAAACGCGUUCUCUGGAGUGAUGAAUCACGCUUCACCAUCUGGCAGUCCGACGGACAAAUCUGAGUUUGGUGGAUGCCAGGAGAACGCUACCUGCCCCAAUGUAUAGCGCCGACUGUAAAGUUUGUGGAGGAGGAAUAAUAGUCUAGGGCUCGUUCGGGAUAGCCCCCUUAGUUCCAGUGAAGGGACAUCUUAUUGCUACAGCAUACAAUGACAUUCUAGACGAUUCUGUGCUUCCAACUUUGUGGCAAUAGUUUGGGGAAGGCCCUUUACUGUUUCAGCAUGACAAUGCCCCUGUGCACAAAGCGAGGUCCAUACAGAAAUGGUUUGUCGAGAUCGGUUUGGAAGAACUUGACUGGCCUGCACAGUGUCCUGACCUCAACCCCAUCGAACACCUUUGGGAUGAUUUGAACGCCGACUGGGAGCCAGGCCUAAUCACCCAACAUCAGUGCCCGACCUCACUAAUGCUCUUGUGGCUGAAUGGAAGCAAGUACCCGCAGCAAUGUUCAUCUAGUGGAAAGCCUUCCCAGAAGAGUGGAGGCUGUUAUAGCAGCAAAGGGUGGACCAACUCUAUAUUAAUGCCCAUGAUUUUGGCAUGAUAUUUUCGGUGAGCAGGUGUCCACAUACUUUUGACCAUGUGUCAAUAAAUAUUGAAGCACAAUUAAAUGAUUUGAGUGUUUUAAUGAGAAAUGACUAAAGGUUCAUGAAUAAAAAAAAAUUGGAGUGUUCCCUGCUCAGUCAUGCACAAUGUACUCCCAAAAAUGUGAGUCAUUAGGUGAGACAAAAAUGUUCAGCUGCCCCUUUAAGGGGCGGGCAAUUACCGUGGUAACGGCACUCCAUGUCUGUCAGAGAUGAGAAUCUCAGUGUCUGCGCUAGCAGCAGACAGUUGCAGGAAACUCAAACUAAUAUUGAAAAACACCCUUGCGUUUGAACAAAACGAUUUAACUAGCCGAGAAACAUGAGGACAAAGUCACACUUUAGUAGUCUUUCAGGUCAAUUCAACCAACUUCUACAUUUGGCCUUUGGAAAUAACUGUUCCCAAAUGCUGUGUGUUACCACCCGCCAACUUGGCUGGUGAAAUAGACAUUCUUACCCGCCUGUUAAUUUCCCACCCUGUUUACAACCAUUGAGAUUCAUAGUCAGAUCCGACAGCAGAUCUCGUUUUUUCUUGGGACCUAGAACUAGCAUAUCUGUUUGGUCCGAGUUUAAAAGUAAAACAUUUGCCGCCAUCUACAUCCUUAUGUCACAGAGGCUUCCAGUGUACGUAAUUUUGGGGCUUCACCAUGUUUCAUAGAAAUGUACAGCUGUGUGUUGUCUGCAUAGCAGUGAAAUGACAUCACCAAGAGGUAGCAUAUAGAGUAAAAACAAUAGUGGUCCUAGAACGGAACCUUGAGGAACACUGAAACUUACCAUUGAUUUGUCAGAGGACAAACCAUCCACAGAGACAAACUGAUAUCUUUCCGACAUAUAAGAUCUAAACCAGACAAGAACUUGUCCCUGUCGACCAAUUAGGGUUUCUAAUCUCUCCAAAAGAAUGGGGUGAGUAGCGUUUUAAGUGUUUUCCACAAAAUGUAAAAUGGCAGAAAAUCCAUCAUGGUGGACCUUAUGGGUCCCUGAAGCAAAUUUGUUCCUUGUGAGAAGAGGGACCUAUGUAUCGAAUUUUAUGACUUUAGAUCAAACGGGCUGAUGGGCGUGACCUUUCAAAGUUAGCAUUUUCAGUCCUUUAAUAUAGCGCCACCAUCUGGCCAAUCAGUGUAAUUGUGUAAAUGCCUGAUCGCUAUGGCAAGACACAUCAUUCACUCAAGUUUCGUCAUAAUCGGGCUAGUGCUGUCUUGAGAUAGCGCAUGUGACUAAAGUACGAACGGACAGAGACAGAUCCACAGUCCCCUCCCCGAUUUCAUGAUGGGGGACAGUGAAGCAAAUUGUAUAAAGAGGGUGGAAUAUGCAUGAAUGGGAUAACAGAUGCACGGAUGGAUGGCUGGAUGAAUGAAUAAGGUGCAUGUUUGGUGAAGUUCUUGAGAUGAACAGUAGGGGGAGUCAGUACAGCAGCAAUCAAUCCACUUGUUUUCUGGCCCUAACCAGAUAGACAGUUAACUUGUCUUCUGGGCCUAACCAGAUAUACAGUAAGCCUGUCUUCUGGGCCUAACCAGAUAUACAGUAAGCCUGUCUUCUGGGCCUAACCAGAUAUACAGUAAGCCUGUCUUCUGGGCCUAACCAGAUAUACAGUAAGCCUGUCUUCUGGGCCUAACCAGAUAUAAAGUAAGCCUGUCUUCUGGGCCUAACCAGAUAUACAGUAAGCCUGUCUUCUGGGCCUAACCAGAUAUACAGUAAGCCUGUCUUCUGGGCCUAACCAGAUAUACAGUAAGCCUGUCUUCUGGGCCUAACCAGAUAUACAGUAAGGCUUUAUUGGAGGCCAGGUCAGGGGCCCAUAGGGGUCUAGUCAAAAGUAGUGCACUGUAUAGGGAAUACGGUGCCAUCUGGGAGACACAUCAGGGUUCCCAAUUGUUAAAGAAUUUCUGGGAUGUCAUGUAAUUAUUUUAUUUUUAUUUUUUGGUCAUUUAGCAGACACUCUUAUCCAGAGUGACUUACAUGAGCAAUUAGGGUUAAGUACCCUGCUUAAGGGCACAUCGACAGAUUUUUCACCUAGUCGGCUCGGGGAUUAGAACCAGCGACCUUUCGGUUACUAUUCAUUCCCAACUGGGAUGUUCAUUCCCAACGGGGGUGUAAUAAACGUAUUUCUGCAAUCGUGGAAAAGGGGAGGGUAAUAUUUUCCAGUUGGGGUGCCAAGACACCACACAAUGGUACACAACAGACCACACAGAACACCAUGCAUUUGAUUUGCAUAGUCACUUAUUUUACAGCCUUACGCCAUCAACUGUUUGACAGCUCUCAGAGCCAUUCUACAACAGCCAUUCUACAACAACAGCCAGCAAGCAUGAUGGCUGGUAUUGUUACUCUGGAUAUGGCGGUGUAAUUUGUUCAGGUUUAUGAAGCUGUGAGAUGGAGACAGAGGAUGUGUCCCAAAUGCCACCCUAUUCCCUAUAUAGUACUCUACUUAACCGUUGACCAGGAAGGCCCAUAGGGCUCUGGUCAAAUGUAGUACACUAUUUAGGGAAUAGGGUACCAUUUGGGACGCACCCAGAGCCCUAUGGGCUCCGGUGUAUGAUAAAACAUUCCUUGCUGUGUGUGUAUCUUCAGCGGUAACAUACAAUGACCAGUGUUUUUCCAGCCCCUAGGCCGAUGUGUUACGAAGACACUGGCAUGAACACAAGCUCCCCAGUCCAGUGUACAUGUUUUGUACGUGCUGUACUGACCUUAUUGAAUAAGGUUCUGAUUGUGUGGAUGGCUGAGCAUGGCUGUAAGCAGGGGCUAUAAAACUGACGUACAGAUAGCUGUGCAGAUAGCAGUGUACACACAUGUACAUGUAAUGUAGCAGUGUUUCCCUUAUCAUUGGAUAGGCAGGACAGGCCCCUGUUCCCUUUGAUCUUUGUGUCGUAUCUAAAAUAAUUGGUUUCAAUUUAAAUGUUUUGGUUAAAGAGGCCUUGGAAGUUGAUUUGGAGGACUUGGCUGUCUGAGUAGCCUCCACAGGAGGGUCCACCUUGAUUAUGUCAAUAGCUGAGUCUACCUAUACCUUAAGGGUUAGAGUUAGUCUAUCUAUAUAUUUAGAGUUAGGGUUAGCUGAGUCUGUCUAUAUAUUUAGAGUUAGGGUUAGCUGAGUCUAUCUAUAUAUUUAGAGUUAGGGUUAGCUGAGUCUAUCUAUAUAUUUAGAGUUAGGGUUAGCCCCUCUAGUAAUUUAAUAGUAUCUCUAUGGUCCACCUAUACCUUUAGGGAGACAUUUAACGUGGUGUAAAAGCUUUUCUUCAACAAUUAAAAAGAGUUGACUAUUUAUGUAUUGCUCAGUUUACUACACUAGUUAAAUAAUCACCUCCUUUUAACGCACAUCGUUGAAGAAAAGUUUCAAAUUAAAUCACGCUGCCAGAUUACAAUGAGGUUUAUGGUAAAUGUUGCACUAAACACAAUGCUUUUUCACCGCAUCACCAUUCCUAUGCUCUUCUCAGGUGUGAAGCAGAACCCUGGGGGGUCCCAGAGUGGGCGGGCCGUCACCCCUCUGAAUGUCCUCCACCGGAAGAACCCUUACGGGGAGACUGUACUCCACGUUGCAGUCAUGCGGGGAGACACCCAGAGGGUCAGAGGCAUGCUGUCACAGGGCCCCGACGUCAACAUGGCCGACAACGCAGGUAAGAUAUCAGAGGAGGGUGGUGGGCUGCAAUCUGUCACUUCAGUUAGGUUCAAUAAACUUUUAUAGAUACUGACACACAGGGCCUAACAUUUAAACCCGCCACCUGCCACCUAGGGGUAGAUUCUGGCAUUGGCGGGUAAGAUGUCUAUUCCACCAGCCACAUUGGUUGGUGGGUGGUCAGGGCUCCACAGUGUGAGCAUUUCACUCGCAUUUGUGAAUAAAAAUAGUCAAGUAUGAUCACAUUUAUAGUAAAACAAAUGCUGCAGUAGCUGUUUUCAAAGUAAUUCUGCUGUUUUGUUUCACAACUGAUAAAUUAAAUCGCACAAAGUCAAAGAACUAUGAAUCCUAUAUACCCUAUCCCACCUCGAGCUGCAACACUGCCAGGCUGGGAGCUGUGCACACGUGAAGAGCUGAGUUCAAGAUUCAUUUUUAGAAGCGCUGCGCACAGACAUAAAAGUUGGUCUAAUUUACUUGAAACGAACGUCUACUGAAGUGAGACUUUGUCCUUGUGUUUCUAUGGCUAUUUACCUUGUUUUGUUCACAAGUUAGGCUGUUUUUCACUGCUUGAGUUUCAACUGCUAGGGAAGAGAAGACAAUGCUGGUACUAGUCAGACUCUCAAUCUCAAAGGCACAAACAUGACUGAGUGUCACGCCCUGGCUCUGGGGACUCUUAAAUGUUGAGCCAGGGUGUGGAUUUUCAUUGUUUAGUUUUCUAUGUUUUUCGUUCUAGAUCAGGGGUGUCAAACGUCCGGCCCACGGGCCGGACCAGGCCCGCAAACGGGUUUAAUCCGGCCCGCGAGAUGAUAAAAAUAAAAAAUAUUUUUUUUUUUUUAAAUAAUUUGUAAAGUAUAAAAAUGCGAUGCAAUUUUUCAAUAAAAUAAACUGCUGUUCCAAUUGCGUCCACUGGAUGGCGCAAUAGCAAUUGUGUUAAGCAAGCAAACUGUUUAUACCGGGGCAGAGCAAGUAGGUCAAGCACGUGCAGCCAAUGAGGUACUUUGUUUUGCCCGCGAUAUUUAUUACGGCUUCUACUUUUAACAUUAUGUGCUUUGGCACCCUCAUUGCCCCAAUAUGUCUCUGUCAAAAAAGAGAAAAGUGGACGCAGAGUGCAGAGUGUUCCAAGAAAAAUGGUCAUCCUAUUUAUGCUGAAAGAAUAUAACCUUCGUCGCCACUAUGUGAGUCUUCAUGCCGACAAAUAUGACAACUUUCAAGGACAGCGGAGAUGAGAGAAGGUGAAUGAACUGUUGGCGGGUCUGAAGAAACAGCAGUCUGUGUUUACUCACAGCCGAGACAUCAGUGAUGCUGCAGUGAAAGCUAGCUACCUCAUUGCUAAUGAAAUCGCAGUGGCUUCAAAACCAUUUAGUGAGGGUGAAUUUGUAAAAACAUGCAUGAUGAAGGCAGCGGAGAUUGGGUGCCCUGAAAAGCGGCAGGCUUUUGCAAAUAUCAGCCUGACAAGAAACACAGUUGCAGACAGGAUUUCCGAUCUUUCAGUGGAUUUGGACAGCCAGUUGAAGCAAAAAGUAAAGUCAUUUAUUGCGUUUUCGGUUGCAAUUGAUGAAAGCAUGGACAUUACAGAUGUUGCACAACUGGCCAUUUUCAUCCGCGGAGUUGAUGACACAUUGACCGUCACAGAGGAGUUCGUGGAGUUGGUGCCGAUGACAGAUACAACGACAGCAGCUGAUAUUUUUACCGCACUCGUCGGCGCGCUGGACAGGGUCGGAGUGGACUGGUCCCGCGCUGUCAGCCUGGCUACAGAUGGUGCGCCCUCAAUGAUCGGGGAAAAAGGCAGGCGUUGUGACAAAGUUCAGAGAGAAAGUGCAAUCUGCAAAUGGAGGACGUGAUUUUUUGACUUUUCACUGUAUUUUGCACCAGGAGGCUUUGUGUUGCAAGUCAUUAAAGAUGGAUAACGUCAUGAAGGUGGUCAUCCAAACUGUUAAUUUCAUCCGAUCCAGAAGCCUGAAUCACCGUCAGUUUGACAGCCUUCUCAGAGAGAAAGACCACAUCUAUGGCCUGCCAUACCACACUGAGGUAAGAUGGUUAAGCCGAGGUGCUGUGCUGAGGCGUUUCUUUGAUUUACGAGAAGAAAUUGAACAGUUCAUGGAAGAAAAGGGCAAACCAGUGUUAGAAUUUCAUUCCGCAGAAUGGAUGCAGGACCUUGCAUUUAUGGUGGAUGUUACAGAGCACCUGAAUAACUUGAACAAACAGCUGCAAGGGCGCAACAAAGUUGUCACGCAGUAUUAUGACAGCAUACGUUCUUUCAAGUUGAAGCUGUCAUUGUGGGAGACGCAACUUGCCGGUGGUGGUGCAGCUCACUUCCCCUGUCUGAAAAAUGUGUGCGCGACCCAACAUGUGGCAGACAUGAAGCGGUUCAAAGAUAAAAUAACGGGACUGUUACGGGAGUUUGAGCAACGCUUUCAGAUUUAUGUUUAUAUGUUUUUAUGUUGAGGUGCUAUUGUUUUUAAUUGAUUUUAUUUUAUUUGUAUAUUUAACCUAUUAUUGACUCUGUGGUUCUUGCACUUGUUUGGGGAACAGGAUUUCAUUAUUUUUAUCUACAUUUCUGCCUGAGAAAUGACACCCUGAUAUAGUUCUGUGAUCUGUGAUAUACUUCUGUGAAUCACUGAGGCAUUGUGUGUUUGUGUGUUCUUUGUCCUCAGAACUUUCAAAUAACUUGAGGUGUUUUAUGAUUAAUAGUGAUGUUGUGCUUUUGGACACUGUCCUCAGGCUCCAGCUUUAUGUUUAUAUGUUUUUAUGUUGAUGUGCUAUUGUUUUUAAUUGAUUUUAUUUUAUUUGUAUAUUUAACCUAUUCUUGACUCUGUGGUUCUUGCACUUGUUUGGGGAACAGGAUUUCAUUAUUUUUAUCUACAUUUCUGCCUGAGAAAUGACACCCUGAUAUAGUUCUGUGAUCUGUGAAACAGUUCUGUUAAUCACUGAGGCAUUGUGUGUUUGUGUGUUCUUUUUCUUUAGAAUUUUCAAAUAAACUUGAUGUGUUUUAUGAUUAAUAGUGAUGUUGUGCUUGUACUAUUUUGGACACACUGUCCUCAGGCUCCAGCUUUAUGUUGUAUGUUGAUCGUAUUAAAACAAAGAAAACAAUCUGAAGUUGUUGUUUUUAAGUUAUAUAUACCAUGAUUUUUCCGGUCCGGCCCACUUGGGAAUAGAUUUUCCUCCAUGUGGCCCCUGAGCUAAAAUGAGUUUGACACCCCUGUUCUAGAUUGUGUAUAUCUAUGUUGGCCAGGGUGGUUCCCAAUCAGAGACAGCUGUAGCUCGUUGUCUCUGAUUGGGGACCAUACUUAGGCAGCCUUUUGGCAUGUUAGUUUUGUGGGAUCUUGUUCCGUAAGGUUUUGUGUAUAACCUAGGACUUCACGUAUCGUUUGUUUAUUGUUUUGGUUCGUGUUGUGUACGCUAUAAAGAAUGUACGCUUAUCACGCUGCGCCUUGGUCCGCUUCAUCUGUCAACGAUCGUGACAGAAGAUCCCACCAAGAGAGGACCAAGCAACGUGCCCAGGAGGAGAAGUUGGCGAUGUCCCAGGUGGGCGAAUGGUGGUCUUGGGAGGACAUAUUCGCGGGCAGAGGGCCAUGGGCAAAAGUAAAUGCCCAGGCAGGAGAGGAGAAACGGCGCCAACCGUGCCGACGACGGACACGCGAGAGGCAACCCCAAGUAAUUUUUUGGGGGGGGCACACGGCGUGGACAACGGGGCUGCUGGAGGCAGCUACAGGGCGAAUCGGCGGACUAGGAGAGGAGGCCACCAGGUUUGGGGGGCUGGAAGGGUGGUUGGCGGAGCCUAGAGGUAGAGCAGAGCCAACUCCCCGUACUCAGGCUAGGCAGCGUGAGACUGGGCAGGUUCCGUGUUAUGCGGAGCCACGUACUGUGCCGCGAGUGUUCCGGCACAGUCCUGUGCUAGCACCACGCACGUGUUGUGCUAAGGUGGGCAUGCAGCCAGGACGGAGUGUGCCGGCUCAACGCUCGUGGCCUCCAGUACCCCUCCUCGGUCCCGGAUAUCCUGCGCCAGUGCCACGUGCUGUAGUGCCAGUACGAGUGCACAGCCCUGUACGUCCUGUGCUGAUGCCUCACACAGAUUGUGUGGAAAUAGGCAUUCAGCCAGGACGGGUUGUGUCAGCUCUCCGCUCCAGACCUCCAGUCCGUCUCCACAGUCCAGCCCGGCCUGUUCCUGUCCCUCGCACCAAGCCUGUAAGUGCACGUCGCCAGCCCGGUCCUGCCUGUUCUUGUCCCUCGCACGAAACCAGUGGUGCGCGUCGCCAGCCCUGGUCCGGCCUGUUCCUGCUUCCCGCACCAAACCAGUGGUGCGCGUCGCCAGCCCGGUCCGGCCCGUUCCUGCUCCCCGCACCAAGCCAGUGGUGCGCGUCGCCAGCCCGGUCCGGCCUGUGCCUGUCACUCGCACCAAGCCUGUGGUGCGCGUCGCCAUCCCGGUCCGGCCUGUUCCUGGUCCCUCGCACCAAGCCUGUGGUGCGCGUCGCCAGCCCGGUCCGGCCUGUUCCUGCUCCCCGCACCAAGCCAGUGGUGCGCGUCGCCAGCCCGGUCCGGCCUGUUCCUGUCCCUCGCACCAAGCCUGUGGUGCGCGUCGCCAGCCCGGUCCGGCCUGUUCCUGCUUCCCGCACCAAGCCUGUGGUGCGCGUCGCCAGCCCGGUCCGGCCUGUUCCUGCUCCCCGCACCAAGCCUGUGGUGCGCGUCGCCAGCCCGGUCUGUUCCUGCUCCCCGCACCAAGCCUGUGGUGCGCGUCGCCAGCCCGGUCUGUUCCUGCUCCCCGCACCAAGCCUGUGGUGCGCGUCGUCAGCCCGGUCCGGCCUGUUCCUGCUCCCCGCACCAAGCCAGUGGUGCGCGUCGCCAGCCCGGUCCGGCCCGUUCCUGCUCCCCGCACCAAGCCAGUGGUGCGCGUCGUCAGUCCGGCACGGCCCGUGCCUGUUCCACCGGUGCCUGGUCCGGCACCGGGCAGCUGCUCCACUCCGGAGCCAGAGCAAUCCGCUCCAUCGGUGUCCAGUCCAGCUCCGGCCAGCGGGACCAGAUCAGGGGCGCUACGGGGGGGUGGAGAGAGAGUGGUGGUCACGCCCGGAGCCGGAUCCGCCUCCGAGGCGGAAUGCCCACCCGGCCCCUACCCUCUUGUGUUUGGUUGGCGUGGUCGCAGUCCGCGCCUUUAGGGGGGGGGGUACUGUCACGCCCUGGCUCUGGGGACUCUUAAAUGUUGAGCCAGGGUGUUGAUUUUCAUUGUUUAGUUUUCUAUGUUUUUCGUUCUAGAUCGUUUAUAUCUAUGUUGGCCAGAAUGUUUCCCAAUCAGAGACAGCUGUAGCUCGUUGUCUCUGAUUGGGGACCAUACUUAGGCAGCCUUUUGGCAUGUUAGUUUUGUGGGAUCUUGUUCCGAAAGGUUUGUGUUGUAACCUAGGACUUCACGUAUCGUUUGUUUAUUGUUUUGGUUCGUGUUGUGUACACUAAAUAAAGAAUGUACGCUUAUCACGCUGCGCCUUGGUCCGCUUCAUCUGUCAACGAUCGUGACACUGAGUUGCGUUACCAAGGUAACCUCCCGCCCUUAAAGGGUCAGGGGAAAAUUGUUGUCUUAUCUGUGAUAUUUUGGUUAAACAAUAUACCACAUUACUUCUUACUGGUAAUACAUUUAUUGUGUUCGAAAUAUUACAAAGCAUGCUCAUCCAUUUGUUGUGUGUUUUGUUGGUGUAAAUGUAGCACUAAAAAAUAAUAAUUGUCUGGUAAAAAAAAAUCUGAGUGGCUGGUAGAUUUUAAAAUCUACCUGCCACAGUGGUUGGUGCACCAAAAUGUUAAUUUUAGGCCCUGCUCACACACAACGCAGGAAAAGACACUGGACUGGAGGGGGUACAUUUAUGGACAUGGUUUCCUUUUUAUACUUUUAUUGAUAUUUUUCUUUAAACAAUGAUUGAAUAGAAUAUAAAUGUUUUGUCCAUUGAAACUGACAUUUACCUUUUUUGCUGUUUGUCUAUUUUACGAGUAGGGUCAUUUCCUGUGUAUAGUGAUGCAGGAAUUAAUUCAGUCAUCCUGAACAGACUUGAAUGAAAUGAAUAGAGCAUCUCUCUAUGCUGUGACCAUCAGUUGUUGCUUUAUUGUCUCUCACAGGUUGGACUCCUCUUCACGAGGCUGUGUCCCACGGUCACUAUGAGAUCAGUAAAGACCUGAUCCAGACAGGAGCUCUGGUCAACUGUAUUGGAGACAAUGGAACCACGCCUUUACAUGAUGCUGUAGUGACAGGGACACCUGCAGGUACAUAUGCCGUACAUGGUCUUCUCCUUGGCACUGACGCCCUAGGCUUACUUGUGUGUUUGUGCUGCAUAUAAGAUAAUAUUGUUUUGUGUGUGUGUCCCAGAUAGCAGAGCUGCUGUUGAAGCACGGGGCAGACCCUCUACUGAAGAACAACAACGGGCAGACAGCCUAUAGCAACACCACAGAACCCUCUCUGAUCAAACUCAUGGAGAACAACAUCCCCAAGAACAAGAGAAAGGCACUAGCAGGUCUGGACCUUUUCCGUAACCAAGGGUGUGUCCCAAAUGGCACCCUAUUCCCUUUAUAGUGCACUACUUUGGGCCAGGUCCCAAAUUAAAUAGGCCAACAUGUUUGUUCUCUCUAUGUCUCUUGUAGGGAGAAGCGGGGAGCAGUCAGGAGCUGGAGGACCCAUGUAAGUUGGCGGUGGGGGAAAGUGGCUGAGGUUUACACAUCUAGCCUACCAUAACCAGAAAGCCCCAUUGUCAUAGGCACAUUUCAUAUCACCUAGGCUAUACAUGUGGCUCAGUUGGUAGAGCAUGGUGCUUGAAACGCCAGGGUCGUAGGUUCCAUUCCUGCUGGGGCCACACAUACGAAAUUUGUAUGCAUGCAUGACUAAGUUGCGUUAGCUAAAUAGCAUAUUUUUAUAUAUUACACAACAAACCCCUGUGAUUCUUGUAGUACAUUGUUGAUGAUUGAUUAACAUUUGUCUAAGUCAACAAACUAAGUCAACAAACUAAGUCAACACAAUGUCAUAUAAGAGCUAUAGCCCUUUGUUAAUACUAUAGGUCUAAAUAGGUCUGAGACAGGACUCUCCAACCCUGUUCCUGGAGAGCUACCCUUCUGUAGGUUUUCACUCCAACCCCAGUUAUAACUAACCUGACAAUGACAUUGCUCAUCCAUAUAUUUAUAUAUUCUUAUUCCAUUCCUUUACUUAGAUUUGUGUGUAUUAGAUAUUUGUUGUGGAACUGUUAAGAUAUUACUUGCUAGGAAAUUUAAAUAAUGCAUUCCAACCUCUGGAUUUUUCUAACCUUUCUGGACUAUACAACAAAAUUAUGAUGGUCCUCUGUAGCUCAGCUGGUAGAGCACGGCGCUUGUAACGCCAAGGUAGUGGGUUCGAUCCCCGGGACCACCCAUACACAAACAUGUAUGCACGCAUGACUGUAAGUCGCUUUGGAUAAAAGCGUCUGCUAUAAUAAUAAUAAUAAUAAAGCACAUGCGUUAAUUAAUAUUACUGCACUGUUGGAGCUAAAAGCACAAGCAUUUCGCUACACUCGCAAUUACAUCUGCUAACCAUGUGUAUGUGACCAAUACAUUUGAUUUGAUUUGAUUUUUGAUUUGAUUCAGCUUCUCAAAUCAAAUCAAAUGUUAUCUGUCACAUACGUCGAAUACAACCAGUGUAGACCUUACCGUGAAAUGCUUACUUACAAGCCCUUAACCAACAAUGCAGUUCAAGAAAAUAGUUAAGAAAAUAUUUACUAAAUAAAAUAAAAUAAAGUAAAAAAUAAAAUAAAAAGUAACACAAUAAAAUAACAAUAACGAGGCUAUAUACAGGGGGUACCGGUACCGAGUCAAUGUGGCGGGGGUACAGGUUAGUCAAAGUAAUUUGUACAUGUAGGUAGGGGUAAAGUGACUGCAUAGAUAAUAAACAGGGGGGAGUCAAUGUAAAUAGUCUGGGUGGCCAUUUGAUGAAUUGUUCAGCAGUCUUAUGGCUGGGGGUAGAAGCUGUUAAGGAGCCUUUUGGACCUAGACUUGGCGCUCCGGUACCGCUUGCCGUGCGGUAGCAGAGAGAACAGUCUAUGACUAAGGUGGCUGGAGUCUUAGAAAACAUUUUGGGCCUUCCUCUGACACCGCCUAGUAUAUAGGUCCUGGAUGGCAGGAAGCCAUCCAGGACCUGGUACUUCCUGCUUUAGUUUUUGCUUUUAAGCAGGAAUCAGGAGGAUAGAAUUAUGGUCAGAUUUGCCAAAUGGAGGGCGAGGGAGAGCUUUGUAUGCGUCUCUGUGUGUGGAGUAAAGGUGGUCUAGAGUUGUUUUCCCUCUGGUUGCACAUGUGACAUCAGGCGAACAAUACCUCGAGACUUCUGUAGACUUCUGUGGUCCUCUGUAGCUCAGCUGGUAGAGCACGGCGCUUGUAACGCCAAGGUAGUGGGUUCGAUCCCCGGGACACCCAUCACAAAAAAAAUUAUGCAACGCAUGACUGUAAGUCGCUUUGGAUAAAAGUGUCUGCUAAAUGGCAUAUUAUUAUUAAUACUUCCUUAAUAUUAGACAUCGCGCACCAGCUGUUAUUGACACACACCCCCUCCCCUCGUCUUACCAGACAUGACUGUUCUGUCCUGCCGAUGCACGGAAAACCCAGCCAACUGUAUAUUAUCCGUGUCGUCGUUCAGUCAUGACUCGGUGAAACAUAAGAUAUUAGAGUUUUUAAUGUCCCGAUGGUAGGAUAGUCUCGAACGGAGCUCAUCCAGUUUAUUCUCCAGUGAUUGCACGUUGGCCAAUAGAAUGGAUGGAAGUGGCGCGUUACCCACUUGCCGACGAAUUCUCACAAGGCACUCCGAUCUCCGCCCCCUGUAUUUCUGUCUUUUCUUCACGUGAAUGACGGGGAUUUGGGCCUGGUCUCGGAGAAGCAGUAUAUCCUUUGUGUCGGACUCAUUAAAUAAUACAUCUUUGUCCAGUUCGAGGUGAGUAAUCGCUGUUCUGAUGUCCUGAAGCUCUUUUCGGUCAUAAGAGACGGUAGCAGCAACAUUAUGUAGAAAAUAAGUUACAAGCAAUGCGAAAAAACACACAAAAUAGCACAGUUGGUUUGGAGCCCGUAAAACGGCAGCCAUCCCCUCCGGCACCAUUAUAUCAACAAGUGAAUUACUAGAAUCAGGUGUGCUAGAUUAGGGUUUGAGUAAAAACCUACAGGACUGUAGCUCUCUAGGAACAGGGUUGGGGAGCCCUGGUCUGGGGUAUAUUAGGCUAAUAUCUGUUGUCUGUAAAGGAGAGCGUUGAGGUCAGUGUCCAAGGGCACUGUGUCCAGGAACAUCCCUGGGGGGUCCCAGAGCGGGCGGACCGUCACCCCUCUGAAUAUCCUCCACCGGAAGAACUGUUACGGGGAGACUCUACUCCACGUUGCAGCCAUUCAGGGAGACAUCCAGAGGGUCAGAGACAUGGUGUCACAGGGGCUCGACGUCAACAUGGCCGACAACGCAGGUAAGACAUAUAAACUCAGCAAAAAAAGAAACGUCCCUUUUUCAGGACCAUGUCUUUCAAAGAUAAUUCGUAAAAUUCCAAAUAACUUCACAGAUCUUCAUUGUAAAGGGUUUAAACACUGUUUCCCAUGCUUGUUCAAUGAACCAUAAACAAUUAAUGAACAUGCACCUGUGGAACGGUCGUUAAGACACUAACAGCUUACAGACGGUAGGCAAUUAAGGUCACAGUUAUGAAAACUUAGGACACUAAAGAGGCCAUUCUACUGACUCUGAAAAACACCAAAAGAAAGAUGCCCAGGGUCCCUGCUCAUCUGCGUGAAUGUGCCUUAGGCAUGCUGCAAGGAGGCAUGAGGACUGCAGAAGUGGCCAGGGCAAUAAAUUGCAAUGUCCGUACUGUGAGACGCCUAAGACAGCGCUACAGGGAGACAGGACGGACAGCUGAUCAUCCUCGCAGUGGCAGACCACGUGUAACAACACCUGCACAGGAUCGGUACAUCCGAACAUCACACCUGCGGGACAGGUACAGGAUGGCAACAACAACUGCCCGAGUUACACCAGGAACGCACAAUCCCUCCAUCAGUGCUCAGGCUGUCCGCAAUAGGCUGAGAGAUGCUGGACUGAGGGCUUGUAGGCCUGUUGUAAGGCAGGUCCUCACCAGACAUCACCGGCAACAACGUCACCUAUGGGCACAAACCCACCGUCGCUGGACCAGACAGGACUGGCAAAAAGUGCUCUUCACUGACGAGUCGCGAUUUUGUCUCACCAGGGGUGAUGGUCGGAUUCGCGUUUAUCGUCGAAGGAAUGAGCGUUACACCGAGGCCUGUACUCUGGAGUGGGAUCGAUUUUUAGGUGGAGGGUCCGUCAUGGUCUGGGGCGGUGUGUCACAACAUCAUCGGACUGAGCUUGUUGUCAUUGCAGGUAAUCUCAACGCUGUGCGUUACAGGGAAGACAUCCUCCUCCCUCAUGUGGUACCCUUCCUGCAGGCUCAUCCUGACAUGACCCUCCAGCAUGACAAUGCCACCAGCCAUACUGCUCGUUCUGUGCGUUAUUUCCUGCAACACAGGAAUGUCAGUGUUCUACCAUGGCCAGCGAAGAGCCCGGAUCUCAAUCCCAUUGAGCACGUCUGGGACCUGUUGGAUCGGCGGGUGAGGGCUAGGGCCAUUCCCCCUAGAAAUGUCUGGGAACUUGCAGUUGCCUUGGUGGAAGAGUGGGGUAACAUCUCACAGCAAGAACUGGCAAAUCUGGUGCAGUCCAUGAGGAGGAGAUGCACUGCAGUACUUAAUGCAGCUGGUGGCCACACCAGAUACUGACUGUUACUUUUGACCCCCCCCUUUGUUCAGGGACACAUUAUUCAAUUUCUGUUAGUCACAUGUCUGUGGAACUUGUUCAGUUUAUGUCUCAGUUGUUGAAUCUUGUUAUGUUUAUACACAUAUUUACACAUUUUAUGUUUGCUGAAAAUAAACGCAGUUGACAGUGAGAGGACGUUUCUUUUUUUUGCUGAGUUUAACAGCCAUUUAUAUUGAACAAAAAUAAAAACGCAACUUGCAACAAUUUCAAUGAUUUUACUGAGUUACAGUUCACAUAAGGAACUCAGUCAAUUGAAAAAAAUUAAUUAGGCCCUAAUCUAUAGAUUUCACAUGAUUGGGCAGGGGCGCAGCCAUGGGUGGGCCUGGGAGGGCAUAGGCCCACCCACAGCCAAUCAGAAUACGUUUUUCCCCACAAAAGGGCUUUAUUACAGACAGAAAUACUCCUAAAUUUCAUCAGCUGUCCGGGUGGCUGGUCUCAUAUGAUCCCGCAGGUGACGAAGACAGAUGUGGAGGUCCUGGGCUGGCGUGGUUACACGUUGUCUGCGGUUGUGAAGCCGGUUGGACGUACUGCCAAAUUCUCUAAAACGACGUUGGGAGGCAGCUUAUGGUAGAGAAAUUAACAUUAAGUUCUCUGGCAACAGCUCUUGUGGACAUUCCUGCAGUCAGCAUGCCAAUUGCAUGCUCCCUCAAAACUUGAGACAUCUGUGGCAUUGUGUUGUGUGACAAAACUGCACAUUUUAGAGUGGCCUUUUAUUGUCCCCAGCACAAGGUGCACCUGUGUAAUGAUCAUGCUGUUUAAUCAGCUUCUUGAUAUGCCACACCUGUCAGGAUCAUAUUGGCAAAGGAUAAAUGCUAACUAACAGGGAUGUAAACACAUUUCUGCACAAAAUAUGAGAGAAAUAAUAUUUUUGUGAAUGUGGAACAUUUCUGGGAUCUUUUAUUUCUGCUCAUGAAGCAUGGGGCCAAUGCUUUACAUGUUGCGUUUAUAUUUUUGUUCAGUAUAGUUUAAAUUUAGUUCAAUAUACUUAACAGAUACUCACACACAACACACAUCAAUAAUAUUCCAGCUAUUACAGUGAUUUUACACUGCUAAGAGUUAAUAUUAUUGUACAUUUAUGGCGUGUUAACAAUUAUGAAAAUAUAGUUUUUUUUACUUCCUGCUUUUACUUCCUGCUUUGCUCCUAUGGGUACACUUGCAGUGGCCGCCAGUCCAGCCAUUAUGCCAUCAUUGACUUGAAUGGGGACUCCUUUUCUAUUCAUGAUUUUUCUAUGUGUACAGUAUUAGUUAUUCACAAAGGAAGGCUCAAUCAACAAGAAUGGAGUCCUUGGGAGUGACCAGGUUUUCCCACAUAAGAAAAUACUACAGUUUACUAUAGAGUACUACAGUACUUACUAUAUAAUUCUAUAGUAAAUGGUAGUAUACUGUAGAAUACUAUACUACACACUUGUAUCCCUCGAUCAUGUGUAGUACUUACUGUAGAAUGUUGUAGGAUACCGUAGAAUACGAUAGUAUUAUCUGCACAAAAAAACACUAGUAAAUACUACAGUAAUUUCAGCAAAAACACUGCAGUCCACCAAAACACUAUACUUUUAACUAUAUACCCUGCCCAUUCUCCUCCCCCAUAUCAUUGUUUUGUGCCAACCAUAACUGGGAAACCUACAUGCCAUGUAUAGACCAUAUUGUUUUCCCUACAGGUUAUAGAAGAGAGCAGAAGCUCUGAACUAUCAGACCCCAGUCCUACCUGUCUGUCUGUCUGUCUGUCUGUCUGUCUGUCUGUCUGUCUGUCUGUCUGUCUGUCUGUCUGUCUGUCUGUCUGUCUGUCUGUCUGUCUGUCUGUCUGUCUGUCUGUCUGUCAGUUAUGGAACAUUUGGUCUUUUAUUAUUUCUCCAGUAGGUUUCUUGAAGGAGAAAGCCUCCACUUCUAUGUCAAAGAUAAUAAAACAAAAACACUAUAGUAUUUACUACAGUCCUCAUAAAACACUACAGUAAGUACUAUAGUGUACUACAGUCCGCAGAAACACUACAGUAAAUACUACAGAAUACUGCAGUCCGCAAAAACUCUACAGUAAAUACUACAGAAUACUGCAGUCCGCAAAAACACUACAGCAAAUAUAGUACAGUCCGCAAAAACACUACAGGAUACUACAAUCUGAAAAAACACUACAGUAAUUACUAUAGUAUAUACUAGUUUUCUUUUACUACAGUAUUUAUACUAUAGUUAACUGUAAAUAGUACAGUAAAUACUACAGUAUUUUUGCGGACUGUAGUGUUUUUGCGGAAUACUACAGUAAAGUCCGCAAAAACACUACAGUGAAUACUAUAGUAUUUAUACUGUAAUAUACAGUGGGGAAAAAAAGUAUUUAGUCAGCCACCAAUUGUGCAAGUUCUCCCACUUAAAAAGAUGAGAGAGGCCUGUCAUUUUAAUCAUAGGUACACGUCAACUAUGACAGACAAAUUGAGAAUUUUUUUCUCCAGAAAAUCACAUUGUAGGAUUUUUAAUGAAUUUAUUUGCAAAUUAUGGUGGAAAAUAAGUAUUUGGUCACCUACAAACAAGCAAGAUUUCUGUCUCUCACAGACCUGUAACUUCUUCUUUAAGAGGCUCCUCUGUCCUCCACUCGUUACCUGUAUUAAUGGCACCUGUUUGAACUUGUUAUCAGUAUAAAAGACACCUGUCCACAACCUCAAACAGUCACACUCCAAACUCCACUAUGGCCAAGACCAAAGAGCUGUCAAAGGACACCAGAAACAAAAUUGUAGACCUGCACCAGGCUGGGAAGACUGAAUCUGCAAUAGGUAAGCAGCUUGGUUUGAAGAAAUCAACUGUGGGAGCAAUUAUUAGGAAAUGGAAGACAUACAAGACCACUGAUAAUCUCCCUUGAUCUGGGGCUCCACGCAAGAUCUCACCCCGUGGGGUCAAAAUGAUCACAAGAACGGUGAGCAAAAAUCCCAGAACCACACGGGGGGACCUAGUGAAUGACCUGCAGAGAGCUGGGACCAAAGUUACAAAGCCUACCAUCAGUAACACACUAUGCCGCCAGGGACUCAAAUCCUGCAGUGCAAGACGUGUCCCCCUGCUUAAGCCAGUACAUGUCCAGGCCCGUCUGAAGUUUGCUAGAGUGCAUUUGGAUGAUCCAGAAGAGGAUUGGUAGAAUGUCAUAUGGUCAGAUGAAACCAAAAUAUAACUUUUUGGUAAAAACUCAACUCGUCGUGUUUGGAGGACAAAGAAUGCUGAGUUGCAUCCAAAGAACACCAUACCUACUGUGAAGCAUGGGGGUGGAAACAUCAUGCUUUGGGGCUGUUUUUCUGCAAAGGGACCAGGACAACUGAUCCGUGUAAAGGAAAGAAUGAAUGGGGCCAUGUAUCGUGAGAUUUUGAGUGAAAACCUCCUUCCAUCAGCAAGGGCAUUGAAGAUGAAACGUGGCUGGGUCUUUCAGCAUGACAAUGAUCCCAAACACACCGCCCGGGCAACAAAGGAGUGGCUUCCUAAGAAGCAUUUCAAGGUCCUGGAGUGGCCUAGCCAGUCUCCAGAUCUCAACCCCAUAGAAAAUCUUUGGAGGGAGUUGAAAGUCCGUGUUGCCCAGCGACAGCCCUAAAACAUCACUGCUCUAGAGGAGAUCUGCAUGGAGGAAUGGGCCAAAAUACCAGCAACAGUGUGUGAAAACCUUGUGAAGACUUACAGAAAACGUUUGACCUGUGUCAUUGCCAACAAAGGGUAUAUAACAAAGUAUUGAGAAACUUUUUUUAUUGACCAAAUACUUAUUUUCCACCAUAAUUUGCAAAUAAAUUCAUUAAAAAUCCUACAAUGUGAUUUUCUGGAUUUUUUUUUCUCAUUUUGUCCGUCAUAGUUGACGUGUACCUAUGAUGAAAAUUACAGGCCUCUCUCAUCUUUUUAAGUGGGAGAACUUGCACAAUUGGUGGCUGACUAAAUACUUUUUCCCCCCACUGUAACAAAGUAUUGAGAAACUUUUGUUAUUGACCAAAUACUUAUUUUCCACCAUAAUUUGCAAAUAAAUUCAUUAAAAAUCCUACAAUGUGAUUUUCUGGAUUUUUUUUCCUCAUUUUGUCUGUCAUAGUUGACGUGUACCUAUGAUGAAAAUUACAGGCCUCUCUCAUCUUUUUAAGUGGGAGAACUUGCACAAUUGGUGACUGACUAAAUACUUUUUUUCCCCACUGUAUAUAUACUAUAGUAUUUUUUCAUGUUUGUCUGUUAUCUCAUGCAGGUUGGACUCCUCUUCACGAGGCAGUGUCCCACGGUCACUAUGAGAUCAGUAAAGACCUGAUCCAGACUGGAGCUCUGGUCAACUGUAUUGGAGACAGUGGAACCACGCCUUUACAUGAUGCUGUAGUGCAGGGACACCUGCAGGUAGGUACAUAUACAGUACGUGUCGCUAUAAACCAUGGACACCUACAUCCAAAUAAAGUACAGAAUCACUAAUGUCCUUUAGCACCCAGACGGAUUUAGUUUCAGUGUGUAUGCAUGUGUGUAUGUUUGUGUGAGAGAGAGAAAGACGGAGAAAUUGUAUGUGUGUGCGUGUGUAUUAGAGCUGGGCAAUAUUGACAAAAAUCCAUAUCGCGAUAAAUUGACUGAAUUAUCACGAUAAACAUAAAUUAAAUGAUAAGAUUCAUAAAACGACUAUUACUGCUUUGAAUGUUGUACCUAUCAAUUGUCCUUUUAACAAUCAUCCAUAUUAGCAAACUUAUUUCAUUUCAAACUUCACAUUUCUCUAUUAGGACCCUAUUCAUAGGUUGCAGCCUCAGUCACUCGGUCGUGUCACGUCAUUGUUAUGAACGUUCUCAAGCUUCCCUCUACCAGCCGCGCAAUAGUGGUGUCCUAAAGUCGUGAUAAAGCCCAGUCGUUCUGGACGGAGGCUAACGACUGUUUAGUAUAAAUUACACUAUAGUGCCUGGAAAUACUAUGGCAUUGCUAACAUAGUCAAAUAUUUUGUAGGAAACAACUUUGCCAGCAUUAUCAUGUUGUCAAAUUUACUUUAGACAGAUGGCAAUGUUGUCAUUAGCUAGCAAAGUACGUAAAAAAUAGCUACCAAUGCUAAUGGUUACUAGCUAAAAUCCGGUGGCCACCCCUCAAUCUUAGCUAGCUAGCUAUCGUUAUACGACCUCUAAAGUCAAUCUGGCAACAUCAAAAUGAUGACAAGGUUUUCCUACUAAUUAUUUGCCUCCUUUUGAAUGUCGUUGUAUUUCCAAGCCACUGUAAUGUACUUUUUAUGAAAUAUUCAUCAGCGCUCGUUGACGAUGCAUUGAGUAGAAUGCUCAGUCGGGCAUUAGUCCAAAACUAACAUUUAAAAAAAAAUAUUGUGACGGAACAUGCAACCCAUGAAUAGGUUAUUUAUCGUAAUGAACGAUAUCAGCAAAAUGUUCACGAUAAGUGGUCAGGUUGGUCGGUGUCGAAACAUUUCAGUUUAUCGUCCCAGCUCUAGUAUGCAUGCGUGUGUUUGCAAGUGUGAGCGUUACCUCUGUAAAUAUCAUACUAGGUCAGCUGUGGUUUUGCUGUGUGUGUCCCAGAUAGCAGAGCUGCUGUUGAAGCACGGGGCAGACCCUCUACUGAAGAACAACAACGGGCAGACAGCCUAUAGCAACACCACAGAACCCUCUCUGAUCAAACUCAUGGAGAACAACAUCCCCAAGAACAAGAGAAAGGCACUAGCAGGUCUGGACCUUUCCAUAAACUAACACCUUCUGUUGUUUCUUUGGUUUAGGUUUCUACCACAUGUUUUGCUAUUGUGUAUAUUAUUUCAUGGUAAAGCUAUAUUGUUCUAGGCCUGGGUGAGUUUCCUAAAAGCUUCGUAGCGCUGUCAUCUUUGGUCCAUUGACAAGGUGAUCUUAGUCCUGUUCUGUUCUGUUCUGUUUGUCCUAGCUCCAACAAGACGACCUGCAGACUCGUCCCAACUCAGCCCGUCCCAAAGUGGAACAGAGAGGAAGCUCAGGAGGUUAGCAGCACAGGCAGAUCAGACCAGCACUGACCAGGAGAGAUACCAGCAGAGAUGCACAACAACCAGGUCUGAAACCAGCAACACUGACCAGCAGAGACGCACAACAACCAGGCCUGAAACCAGCAACACUGACCAGCAGAGACGCACAACAACCAGGCCUGAAACCAGCAACACUGACCAGCAGAGACGCACAACAACCUCUCCUAAAGGUACUUGAACCAGGUGUAUGUGUGUGUGUCUGUAAAAACAGUCAUGUGUAUGUAUGGGCUGUAGUGCUCUUUCUAUCUCCUCCUGUCUCUCUGUCCAAUACAACUGAAGACUGGUUCACAUCUCUCCUCCUCAGGCAGACUAAAACCCCAGCCCCCUGUACUACAGUCAUUUACAUUUACAUUUUAGUCAUUUAGCAGACGCUCUUAUCCAGAGCGACUUACAGUUAGUGAGUGCAUACAUUUGUUUUCAUACUGGCCCCCCGUGGGAAUCGAACCCACAACCCUGGCGUUGCAAGCGCCAUGCUCUACCAACUGAGCUACACGGGACCCUAGAUGUAGGCCAACCCAACCCUUUCCUGUUACUUUUCCUGUCUGUAUGUAGGCCAACCCUUUCCUGUUACAUUUCCUGUCUGUAUUUAGGAUAGUCAUGUAUUCUGCCCUGUACUAGUCCCCAUCAUAGAACUAGCAUUACUAGGACGGACAUUCUACCAUUCUCCAUUGAGUGUACUCAUGAGUGUACCAACCAGUCAAAUCACUAUUGGGCUUUGUAGUUUCUAGUGAUUCGAUUUAUAUGGUCCUCACACAGACCUGGCCACCAGAAUAACCUCUCCUCCCCCUCCUCCUCCUCGCCCUCAACCAAUCCCAGAGGUCCUGAGGAGAAGGAGUCCGCUCUAUGUCCCCAACCCUGACCCAGAGGUACAAGGAGAGGACAGUGUUGCUAUUAGUGACAGCGAGCGCAUCGAACCAGAGGUACAAGGAGAGGACAGUGUUGCUAUUAGUGACAGCGAGAGUGACGAGACCAUUGACUAUACAGGAGAGGUUUUUAACUUCUCAUCGGAUGAAACAGAAGACUGGACUCAUGAAACCACGCUGGAGUACUAUAGAGAGGGAGCUGUGAGGAGCAGGGAGGACUCUGCUUGA